UAAACAUUACAGUAACCGCCACGGCGUCGCGUCGAACGAACGUAAAAUGUUCUUCGAAAGUUUUCUCAUCAAUCUGUCAGUUAUCGUAGUUCUUAUUAUUGCGUUAAUAUUUGACUAUGUGACCAAGUUCUUCAGCUAUUGGUACGUGAGGCAUAUCCCUUACAAACCUUCCAUCCCUUUCAUUGGAAGCGAUUACCAUAGAAUCUUUGCGUUAUCAACCGGCACGGACGAUGUCAACAAACUUUACGCGAGAUAUCCGAAUCACAAAUUCGUCGGGCGCGUCAAAAGCAGAAUGCCGGACCUGAUAGUGAAAGAUCCAGAUGCCAUAAAGAGGAUACUGUCAACAGAUUUCGCAUAUUUCCACAGCAGAGGUUUGAGCUUGUUCAAAUCUCAGGAUGUUUGUAUACGUAACAAUUUGUUCUAUGCUGAUGGCGAAAAAUGGACUCUAUUGCGACAAGGUGUCGAUUCCUUGUUGAAUAAAAUGGAAUUUGAAUUUGACUUGCAUACAUGUUUGCUGGGAACAAAUGGAGAUACGAAUGUGCAACAACUAUUGUGCAAAGUCCUGGACUGUGUCUUCAGCGAAUUACUAAUCGGUGAUGGGUCUGCUGUAAAUGAAAUUAGAUUAAUUAUCUGUAAACGCACUUAUGCUGAGAAGUUCAAGAGCUACUUGAAGAAUAUAUUUCCAUCUUUAUACAUACUUUUCGGUAUGACAACGAUGCCAGAGCCCUCAAAUAAGGUAGUUAAAGAAUUAAAAAAUAGUAAACUUAUAAAUUACAUAAAGAAAGUCGGAAACAUGCACCAAUUAGGACUGAGAGACAAAAACAACAGAGUUUCCGAAACAGAAUUUGCUUUUACAACUUUAAGUCUAUUUAUAACUGAAGGCUACAUUCCAUGUUUGACGUUGUUAACAGCUUUAUUUUAUGAGUUAGCUCUGAACGAAACGGUUCAAGAGAAAGCAAGAAAUUCUGUGUCGAAAGACGGUAGAGAGGAUUAUUUAGAGAUGACUAUCAAGGAAGCCUUGAGAUUACAUCCUCCUUACUCCAUCAUAACAAGACAAUGCAUGAAGACAUACCAGUACCCUGAUAGUAAUUUAUUAAUAGACAAAAGGAUAACAGUGAACAUCCCAGUAGAAGCAAUACAUAAAGACGAGGAGCAUUACAAAAGAGCUGAUGAAUUUAAUCCAGAUAGAUUUUUGGACGACGACAGCACUUCGAAGCAUUGUUACGCUUAUUUACCAUUUGGUGCUGGACCAAGGAAAUGUAUAGGUGAACAGCUAGCCCUCCAGAUUGUAAAAACUGUGACCAGAACAAUAUUGGACCAGUACAUAUUAGAACCAUGCGCUGAAACACCAUCCAUUUUGCCAGUCACAGAUUACAAUUUCGGACGAUGUAUCGACAAAGAUGUUAGGCUGCGAUUUGUGCCCAGAACAAAUAUGAACUAGCGACAUCUUGUGAGUGCAAAAUGUAAUUAAAUUUUAAGUAAUUAUGUCUGAUUUAUUUUGUAUAUGGGUAUUGUUUUUGUAUUCGAUAUUAUUGUGUUAGAUAUUAUGUGACGUCAGUAGAAUAAAUAAAACGUGAAAAAUAA
Manduca sexta (tobacco hornworm) is the source of this 1584-nucleotide messenger RNA. It is a transcript of the gene CYP338A1, whose product is annotated as cytochrome P450 6B2. NCBI's taxonomy places the organism in Eukaryota, Metazoa, Arthropoda, Insecta, Lepidoptera, Sphingidae. Gene Ontology annotation, molecular function: heme binding; iron ion binding; oxidoreductase activity, acting on paired donors, with incorporation or reduction of molecular oxygen. Bases 47 to 1441 code for a protein of 464 amino acids. The transcript has 2 exons. The record is from RefSeq and is a predicted model, not a curated record.